Numida meleagris (helmeted guineafowl) is the source of this 2841-nucleotide messenger RNA. It is a transcript of the gene NUDCD2, whose product is annotated as NudC domain containing 2. NCBI's taxonomy places the organism in Eukaryota, Metazoa, Chordata, Aves, Galliformes, Numididae. Gene Ontology annotation, cellular component: cytoplasm. Bases 70 to 543 code for a protein of 157 amino acids. The transcript has 4 exons. Gene Ontology annotation, biological process: protein folding. The record is from RefSeq and is a predicted model, not a curated record.
GUUGUGCGCAGGCGCAAUGUCUCACUUCCGGGUCGGGGCGAAGCGGGUGGUCCGCGUCCCCGGUGUCACAUGUCGGCUCCGUUCGAGGAGCGGAGCGGGGUGGUGCCCUGCGGGACGCCCUGGGGCCGCUGGUACCAGACCCUGGAGGAGGUGUUCAUCGAGGUGCAGGUGCCGCCGGGCACGCGGGCGAAGGAUGUGUGCUGCAGCCUGCAGAGCCGGCGCGUGGCGCUGUCCGUGGGCGGCCGGGAGGUGCUGCAGGGUAAACUUUUUGACUCUACGAUAGCUGAUGAAGGAACGUGGACCCUAGAAGACAGAAAACUGAUACGAAUUGUUCUGAUGAAGACUAAUCGAGAUGCUGGAAAUUGUUGGACGUCUCUGUUAGAAAAUGAAUACGCUGCUGAUCCUUGGGUACAAGACCAGAUGCAAAGGAAACUCACGCUGGAGCGAUUCCAAAGAGAGAACCCCGGAUUUGACUUCAGUGGGGCAGAAAUUUCUGGAAAUUACAGCAAAGGAGGACCAGACUUCUCUAGCCUUGAAAAAUAAACUGUUUGCAACUGUGUUCCUUGGGAGCAGUCACACAUUACACUGGAGGACUGGAAUAUGUAACUGGUGAAGACUUCAGUGAUCUAUCCAGCAGAUUGUUGGCAAGUAAUUACUUCAGUGAAGAGAAAGGAGGUCUCUUCUAGUAGAGUGAAGAGAAGUCUUAGCUACGAACUUGUAACAUUAACUUUCUAGUAACUUCCUAAUGUUAAAGGAAUUAAAUACACAGAAGGUGUACACAGAAAAUAACAAAUGGAAGCAGAACAUAUUUUUUUCUCAAACCACAGUGAGCUAGUGAGUUAUAAAUACGCCACUUGUCUAUGCAAGACUACUUAUUCACUGUUGAAAAUGGAUCCUAUAAGCAAGAUACUUAAUGUUUUUAUUUAACUUGCAACUGGAAGGAUAUCAGGAAGGCUAAUUACACUUCUGCUGCAUAGCAGCCCUGUAAGUGUUCGUAAAUGUUAUUUUAAAACAGUGGUUUAAAUAAAGAAAACUGCUGGAUUUUGCCUGAAAUGAGGUUUUACAAUCACCUGCACUGCCAAAUAUAAUACUAGUGAUAAAUCCUUGCUACCAGUUAAGCGAUAUGAGAAAACUGAGAAGUCAGAAGUCUGGAUAUAAAUGGUUUUCUGUUCAUGUAAUAUAGUAGUAUUUGAAAUUUUGUAAGUAAGAGAAUAUGGCAACUUCUGAAAGGAGUAUUAAGUCCCUAAGUAGAAAAUUAUAUCUUUCAUCUGUCCAUUGAUGACAUACAGCAUUACAUGUGUAAGAACAUGCAGGUGUAGAUUUUGGUAGGUAGUUUAAUAGUCACAUCUUAAACUUGGCUGUUGAACAAUAUAAUACUUUGCAUGUGCCAGUUCAUUAUCUUCUACUUGUUCUUAGGGACACAGGUGAGAAGUCCUCCAGCUGCAUUAUUCAGGACAAAUACCGCGUCAAAUUGACUAGCAGGAAGAAAACGUGAUUGCUGAAUUCUAUUGUAUUCUGAACACUGAAAAUACUGCCUACAGUUAGGUACUAAGCAGACAACUUAGAGAUAAAUUACCAGUAGCUGUCCAUCAUCUUGCUGAUCCUUAUUUUUAAAAUUGCAUCAUUAUUUCAGUUGGCAUAUUACAAAAAUAAAAUGCUAGCUGGAAGAGGGCUUUCUUUUACCAGCAAGCAAGCAAUACGUACUCCUGAAAUAACCAAGUACUCUUCUACCCAUGUAAUCCUUACAGAAAUAUAUAGUAGGUCCAAACACCAUGCUUGGGUUUUAGAAAAUUUGCCUUACUGUGCAAACCAAAGUACAGUUUGUUAUCAAAUGUAUCUUAACCACAGUCCUGGUUUAGAAGGUAGAUAGAGUAGCUAAGGAAUGAAUGACACUGCUGCAAAAGUUAACUGAGGAUAGAGAUAAUAAAUAACUGUUAAUGCUGCUUCAAAGUGCUGAAAUACUAUUCAGUGCAAGAGUAUUUUACAUUGCAGCAGUUAGAUUCACUUACACAGGAAUGUUUUUUUAUAUGUUAUGCUUACAGAAAUUCAGAGUAGCAUCUGAUGCUUCACUGCACGAACAGAUAGUUUUACUGUAUAUUCUUUCAAAGCUAAACUUUCUUCUGUUUUCUUCAUCAAGUAGCCUUUUGUGCUUUAUGAAGUACACGUUCAGUCAUUAUAGCUUGCAAUUGCUUUAGGAGGACAAGUUUAAACUAUUUGGCUUGCUACUUCUGUAGCCCACUAUAAGUGAUUUAUUUCCUGAAUGGCAGUCUCCUCAAGUUGCAGUUAAUACUUUACCAGAUGGUGGUUUGUGUUCCACCUUGCUGGGAUUCCAUCCCUUAUUUCUUAAAUAAACCAUGAAAGAUGUGACAGAUGCAUGGAGUUGGAUGUGUGAUAGUUACAGAGCAACCUACUUUACUGGAAAUAAUACUGAGCAGGCAUUCACAUUGCUGUUUGAUAUAUAAAUGAGCAGAGGCCACCCUACAGGCAUUUUCUCAUAGCUCUGAGGCAAGAUAAGGUCAGACAGUCAAAAGGACAAACUGCUUUUAAUGGAUGUGUUGGGCACAGUAGAUGGCUAAACAUUUAUCUAGUCACACUGUAAUGCUCAGCUCCAUCCAAGAACUGAAAGCUUGGAAUUAGAAAUGUGGGUUCCUCAUGAUCUUAAAAUACUAUCUGUGUAUUUACUGCAAUGCAUAGGAAUAGAUGAUCUGUACCGUCACAUAGGGAGUGGAAGGUAGUAGAAGUCAAAUUUAUAGUGUAGUCUUUUGGCAGUCUAUGUGCACCAAAUCAUUUGAGACACACAAACAAAUCGGGCUGCACUGAAAUAAAUAAUUUGAUCAAGCA